Messenger RNA from Arabidopsis thaliana (thale cress), 1408 nucleotides. RefSeq names its product ribosomal protein L7/L12 domain-containing protein. Bases 119 to 745 code for a protein of 208 amino acids. Gene Ontology annotation, cellular component: ribosome. The record is from RefSeq and is marked reviewed. Gene Ontology annotation, biological process: translation. NCBI's taxonomy places the organism in Eukaryota, Viridiplantae, Streptophyta, Magnoliopsida, Brassicales, Brassicaceae. Gene Ontology annotation, molecular function: structural constituent of ribosome. The transcript has a single exon.
CAAUGUCUCUCUGUUUAGGGCAUCUUCUCCAGAUGAACCAAAAACCCCAAUUCGUUACCAUUGCUCUGUUUUUCAAAUCUGUGAACUCAUAAUAGAGCUUUUGAAGAAGUGCUUAAAGAUGAGCUUAGUUCUCAGAUUCAGGCAACAUUUAUCUCAAACCUCAUCCAGAUUAUCACUUCUUUCUCGAAUCGGCGGUUACCGGAGUUACACCCAACCGGCGAAGAUUGAAGAUGAAGAAGAAGAAGAAUUCGAUCAGAGAAAGCUCCCAACAGAUUACGAUCCAGCUACUUUUGAUCCAACAGAGCAUCGAAGUCCACCAACGGAUCGUGUAUUCAGACUCGUAGACGAGAUCUCAUCUCUAACAUUAUUAGAAAUCUCCGAGCUUGGUUCGAUUAUAAUGAAGAAGAAAGGUAUGACGGAGUUACCAACAGUCGCUGUUAUGAAACCUGGAGCUGGUGGUGGUGUUGGUGUUGGUGGUGGUGGUGGGAUGGUGAGUCAAAGUGGUGUGAGUGAAGAAGCUAAAGUGGAGAAGACAGUGUUUGAGAUAAAGUUGGAGUCUUUUGAAGCAUCUGCUAAGAUUAAGAUUAUUAAAGAGUUAAGGAGUUUUACUGAUUUGGGUUUGAAAGAAGCUAAAGCUUUGGUUGAGAAGACUCCUGCUAUUUUGAAAGCUGGUUUGUCUAAAGAAGAAGGUGAGAAGAUUCUUGAGAAGUUGAAAGCACUUGGUGCUAAAGUUGUGUUGGAGUGAUCAUCUAAAGGUUCGAUUUUUCUGCUUUUGUUCCGUGUAUGAGCUCAAGAUACAAAGCUGAUUAAGGUUUUAUAAAGGGUCAUAGUUGUUACACUUGCUCUUUCUUUCUCAUUGCUAAAUUGGUUUUGUUGAGAGAUGGAUCUUUGUUAGUUCAAGAAUGUAUCGCUGAAUAAUAGAAGUGUAGACUUUGUUUUAGUGUGUUGCUUUUGAUCUUGGCGCAGAACUUUGUUCAUUUCUAAUCAAAGCUUGUUGCUUUGGCUCCUUCAUAUCGGUUUUGUUGAUAUCAUGAUCUUUGAGUAGCAUUGCAUUAAGUAGAAACGAUUUGAUUCAGAAUUAUAGACAAUUGGUCAGGGUCAAAUGAUUCUAAGUUCUUAAUCUUGUAACCUCUUUCAAUGGGAUACUUCAAUCGUAAGAUGAAUCCGCGAUAUUCAGCUACGUUGUUUGUAGCUAUUUCCUAGACCUUGAUGCAGUUUACAAGUCUGAUUGGAUAUGGAUGCAGAAACUUCACUUCAUUACAAGUUUUCUUAACAUUGUAACGAUAACUUCAUACCACUCUUCUGUUCUUAGUUUUUAAUACUGCUCCUGUGUCAGCUAGACCUGGAUUUCCCUUUGAUGAACCACUAAACUUUAUAAAGCAUGUUUGCUUUCUGGUCUAGAGUCACC